AAAUGUCUUAAGUUUGCGUGUUUUAUUUUUUACAGUGAACAGAGUAUUUGUCAGGCAAGAGCUGCUGUGAUGGUUUAUGACGAUGCCAACAAGAAGUGGGUGCCAGCUGGUGGCUCAACGGGGUUCAGCAGAGUUCACAUAUAUCACCAUACAGGCAACAACACGUUCAGAGUGGUGGGCAGGAAGAUUCAGGACCAUCAGGUCGUGAUAAACUGUGCCAUUCCUAAAGGGUUGAAGUACAAUCAAGCUACACAGACCUUCCACCAGUGGCGAGACGCCAGACAGGUGUAUGGCCUCAACUUUGGCAGCAAGGAGGAUGCCAAUGUCUUCGCAAGUGCCAUGAUGCAUGCCUUAGAGGUGUUGAAUUCACAGGAAACAGCCCAGAGCAAGGUUGCUGCUACCCAGGACAGCACUAAUUUGCGAUGUAUUUUCUGUGUGUUCUAUUUAGGGCCAACAUUGCCUAGACAAAAUUCACAGCUACCUGCCCAAGUUCAAAAUGGCCCAUCACAAGAAGAAUUGGAAAUUCAAAGAAGGCAGCUGCAAGAACAGCAGCGGCAGAAGGAGCUGGAGCGGGAGCGCGUGGAGCGGGAGCGCGUGGAGCGCGCGGAGCGGGAGCGGCUGGAGCAGGAGCAGCUGGAGCGCGAGCGGCUGGAGCGGGAGCGCGAGCGGCAGGACCGGCUGGAGCGCGAGCGGCUGGAGCGGCUCGACCGCGAGAGGGAGCAGCGGGAGCAGCGCGAGCGGGAGCAGCGCGAGCGGCAGGAGCAGCGGGAACGCGAGCGCGAGCGCGAGCGGGAGCGGGAGCAGCGCGAGCGGCAGGAGCAGCUGGAGCGGCAGGAGCAGCUGGAGUGGGAGCGCGAGCGGGAGCGCCGGCUGUCGGCCGCCGCUCCGCCCUCCGACAGCUCCCCGUAUAGCGCGCCGCUGCCCGAGUAUGCCGGCUGCCAGCCUCCUGCGGCACCUCCUCCAUCCUAUGCUAAAGUCAUCGCAGCUCCAGGGUCAGACGCCAGUCCUGACUAUGCUGUGGUGACCGCUUUGCCACCUACUUGCACGCCCCCCACACCACCUCUUCGGCACUCGGCGACACGUUUUGCAGCAUCUGUAGGCUCAGCCUUCCACCCCGUUCUUCCCCAUUACGCUACGGUUCCUCGUCCUCUGAACAAAAACUCUCGGCCUUCUUCUCCCGUGAACACACCCUCUUCUCAGCCUCCAGCCGCGAAGCCCUGUGCCUGGUCUACUUGCACUGUGUCGCCCCUCCCUCCAUCUCCUCCGGUCAUGAUUAGCAGCCCCCCCGGCAAAGCGACCGGUCCGAGGCCUGUCCUCCCUGUCUGUGUUUCUUCUCCUGUGCCCCCACUGCCUCCGUCACCAACAGCACCCAACGGGCCGCUUGACUCUGUCACGUGUCCGGUGUCUCCGCCGCCUACCUCAGGGCCAGCAGCGCCGCCGCCGCCGCCGCCUUCCCUCGCACCGCGCUCACACUGUGGAUCUCAAGCCUCUCCUCCUCCAAGCACCCCCAUUGCCUCAACUCCCUCCUCCAAGCCUAGUGUUCUCCCUUCUCCCUCUGCAGCUGCCCCUGCGCCUGCCCCUGCGGAGACUCCUCUAAACUCUGUGCUGGGGGACUCCUCUGCUUCUGAGCCAGGCUCGCAGGCAGCCUCUCAGCCGGCCGAGACUCCAGCCCAACAGGGCGGUGUCUUGGGACCACCCGCACCUCCGCCCCCACCGCCGCUCCCACCCGGCCCCGCCCCGGCCGCCGCAGCACCGCCCCCCCACCCGGGGCCGCCGCCCCCUCCUCCGCUCCCCGCAGCGGGGCCACCGCCCCCACCGCCCCCGCCCCCCCUUCCCAACCAGGUCCCCCCCCCUCCUCCGCCCCCUCCCGCGCCCCCACUCCCCGCAUCUGGAUUUUUUGCGGGAUCAGUGUCUGAAGACAAUCGCCCGUUGACUGGACUUGCCGCUGCGAUUGCUGGAGCAAAACUGAGGAAAGUGUCCCGGGUGGAGGAUGCCUCUUUCCCGAGUGGAGGGAGCACCAUCGGCGCGAACCCGGCCUUGUCCAAAUCAGACACGGGUCGCGGGAACGGACCCCUCCCGUUAGGGGGCAGCGGGCUGAUGGAGGAGAUGAGCGCCCUGCUGGCCAGGAGGAGAAGAAUUGCUGAAAAGGGAUCAACGAUAGACACCGAACAGAAAGAGGACAAACACGAAGAUUCCGAGCCCGUCACUUCUAAGGCCUCGUCGACAAGUACACCCGAACCAGCAAGAAAACCUUGGGAAAGAGCGAAUACAGUGAAUGGCAGCAAGUCACCUGUCAUCUCCAGACGGGAUUCUCCAAGGAAAAAUCAGAUUGUUUUUGACAACAGGUCCUAUGAUUCAUUACACAGACCAAAAUCUGCACCUUCGUCGCAGCCCAGUGCCAACGGCGUCCAGACAGAGGGGCUAGACUACGACAGGCUGAAGCAGGACAUUUUAGAUGAAAUGAGAAAAGAAUUAACAAAGCUAAAAGAAGAGCUCAUUGAUGCGAUCAGGCAAGAACUGAGCAAGUCCAAUUCUGCGUAGAGAAGCAAGCCCAGGAGAAACAGGACCGUAGCUGGAGGAAGAAAAAAGACCCCUGCAAACAACAGCUGUUAACAACAAGCCCCUUCGUUUUGUGAGCCGCGAGAAGAAAGUGGAUACAGAUGGUCGGAAGGAGGAGAGCCGGCGCACUCGUGAGCCUUCAGUUGCUGUUGCUCUGGCGAUCAGCGAUUUGCCUCCAGUUUGCUGCUUCCUUCUGACCUUUUCAACAGGAUGGAAGGGUCGGAUAAGAGUUCCCAUUUCACGGUUAUGCAGAAAACCCUAAGCCCAUCAGGCAGAAUCGCCGUGCAUUGAGAUAUUUUCAUGUCAAGACGAAAUCGCACGUUUUCCACAACCCAUUGCUAAAAUAAAGAGGAGAAAGGCUUAAGAAGUUUGUUUUCAGAGAGUGCUGACGAAGAAUUUAGCAAGUUACGCUAUUGUAUUGUAAAUGUUUCUCUCAGGUUUGUCUUCCUAUCACGUGUGAUAUUCCGUAAUUGAGGUCAGCCCUGUGGAGGUUAAGAUCCUAAAACGUGGAACAAAUGGAAUUGUAUGUGCUUUCAAAGGGCGAUAUUUAUAAGAAAGUGUCCUAAAAAUGAUUUGUCUGGCUUGAGGAAUUUUAGAAUGAUAGGAAGUCUCUCGAGUUAGCCUUCAUGCAAUUUUGUAGAUUACAACAUAAAAUUCAUCCAGAAUUUAAAGAUUUAGAUGCCUUCCUAAAUUGUUAAAAUGCUUUACCAAAUCUAUGACUCCUACAUAACACACACCAGUGGUCAAAUGUAAAACAAUAUAUUGUAGAUUUACUGUAGGUUUUCAACCUUUUUUAGAUUUAUGCAUGUGGACAUUUUUAUAAUGUAAUUACAACCACCACAAAAUUAGCUUUUUUAAUUGCAAACAGUAAUGCAUGUCACACUAAUAUGUAGUGGCCUUUUCAAGGCCUGGUCCCAGGGAAAACAUUUUGUAGAGUGUAGGGGGUGGGAGGAAGGGAAGGAAUAAGUUUUCAUUUAAAGUUAAUUUCUGCAUUGUCUUUUUUUCUCAAUUACCUGCAUGAAUAAUAAUGAGGAAUAUUUUGUGACUUUAAUUGGUAAAUAUGUUAGCAGAACCAAGUACUCAAUCUUUUACAUCAUGUCUUCAGCUGUUCGUGUUUUAGCUUCGGUAAUUUCAGUGGUCUGAAACAUGAUUCUGAGCUUCACAUGAAUCACAUCAUACUGUGGGACUCGAAAACUCGAUCCCUGAAUCUGGCAGUUACUAUGACCUAGGUGUCCUGCAGUCGGACAGGUGUUCAGGUGCAUGUUCUGACCAGGAAAGCUGCUCUUGAAUUGUGUUGUGUGGAAACAUAAGAAGUGGCAAUGUCAGCAGCGACUGAGGUCACAGGCGUCAGUCACGCGGCAGCGGGGACCGGCGAGGGGCUCUGAGUAGUUCUCUGGUGACAGAGUGAGACUUGGGGUAGGAGGACGGGAUCAGAUCCUCUGCUGACCCCGACUCGGGUGUGUGUGCGUGCGUUCGUAAUCCACACCCUUCUCCUGGAAACUCAUGAAGAUUAAAAUAGGGGAGACAUUCUGUAUGUUGCAAUGAUAGAUUUUUUUUUUUUUUUUUGAAAAUUUAGGAAAUCAGAAACUCUCCAGGCUCUCCGUCUUGAUGUAUGCUUCAGUUACGUGCCAUACUUGCUUUGAAAUCUUUGAUUAUCUGAAGUUUCACUAAAGUUUUGAAGAAAUAAUCCAUUUUCAUCUGCUUUCUAGAUUUCGUAAUCUCAUUUGGGAAGACGGAGCUUGUCGAUAGCAUAGUUUUCUAAAGGCUGCAGAUUUGCCAUUACCCUUCCAAACGGUGUGAACAGGGAGGUUUUUCCUGCUUACGGUAGUUCCCGUUUGUGUAGAAACUGCAGUUUGACAUUAAUCUGUGAUGGGUGAGCUGUCCUCACUCAGGUCUGUGGUUGUGUUUCCUGUCCCUCGUCAUGGUCAGGCAGUAGUAAAGGCAUUCAAGAUGCGGCAGGCUUCUGAAGUACUGUUUUCUAGAAGAACUAGGAGGCAUUUUCAUCUUUAUUACUGUACUUUCGGUUAUGCAGACACUUCGAUGGUAUAAAUGCUUAUGUCCCCUAUAAAUCUGGUGAGAAAUCACUUGAUUUUGUUGGUUGUUGGUCUCUAGUAGGAUAGGAUGCUGGGUGCACGUGGUCCAAAGUGAGAUAAAAGACUGCAGUAAAACGCUAGAUCUCAAAAAGGAACCGGUUUACGCACUAACUGUCUCGUGCCUUUUGGUCUAACAUUAGCAGGAUAUCUGUGUAAAAUGACAGAAAACCAGUGUUGAAUCACGCCAUUUUCCAUCAUUUUGCAUUAUCCCGGAUUGCUAAAUGUGUUCUUUACAAGACGUUUGAUGAAAUCACUGUACACAUCCGCUGUCCUUCGUGACAGUUUUGUCAUCGUUAGAGAUUUCAGUAACUCACGCGGGAUUCUCAGAGCGAUGUUCCUCGGAACCCCGUCAAGUGAUGGUUUUUGUGCUCUAGUCCACGGGCUGUCUGAAGCUGAGUGCAGUUCAGGGGUUCUUUCUAGUUACAGGAAGGCACUUCUUUCCUCAACACUGUGAUCUGACCCGUGACCAAUCCGUCCUGUGCGCUGUGUCAACGGCCGACGGUCCAUCGCAAACCAACUGAAUGUACACACCUCCCGCCGGUGCCGAGGUCUCUCCGGAACGGCUGUCCCGGUCGCGGUUCGUCCACACUUUGCCAGCGUCAAGCGUCCGUCGGAACCGAGGACGAAACACUAACGAAUGUUGGAUUCUCGUGCUUUAGGUGUGCUUCCUCUUUAGCCUUUUCGGUUCUCUGCCAUUUUUACCGUACUGUUUCAUUUAAAUUUCCUACACGCUAACUUCGUUUGUGUGAUUGAAAUAAACUUGCAGUAUAUACGUGUU
Herpailurus yagouaroundi (jaguarundi) is the source of this 5430-nucleotide messenger RNA. RefSeq names its product ENAH actin regulator (gene ENAH). Gene Ontology annotation, molecular function: SH3 domain binding; profilin binding. The record is from RefSeq and is a predicted model, not a curated record. Bases 70 to 2541 code for a protein of 823 amino acids. The transcript is spliced from 16 exons. Lineage: Eukaryota; Metazoa; Chordata; Mammalia; Carnivora; Felidae. Gene Ontology annotation, biological process: actin polymerization or depolymerization; actin polymerization-dependent cell motility; axon guidance.